AUGGCAGGGGGUUAUUUCGAUCUCCCCAUCGCGUCCUCCAGGCGUUGCAGCCCGGGGGAUGCACCGCAAGACCGGCGAUCUCCAUUGGAGCCGUACACGCCCCCCCUGUCCACGCCCAGUGAACUCCCCAACGACCAAACAACCCCUACCGCGGGUGCGCAUGCUGCCAAGCCCCGGGCUCCAGGCAUCCUGAAAUCCGCAAACCGUGUCAAGUUCAAUGUGAGCGGGUCGGAGGCGGCCGACCAUCCAUAUGCGAUCCUGCCGGACGCUCAGACGCCCACCCAGGACAUGCCCCAGAAGCCGGUGCCCGCUGCGCGAGCCGCCUCGUCCGAGAAGGACCACCGGUAUCCCUUGGUGGACACGAGCGUCGACGCGCCAGGCCCCGCCCCGGGCAUCACCGUCGGCCCCCCGCGAACCAGCCCGCCCGCCAUUGUCUGGGAGGAUGAAGCCCACCCGGACAAGGGCCGGGCGAUCCAGUACGCCCGCGAGCGGGCUCAGAGGCUCGCGUCGCUGCUGAGCCGUCCCACGUCCGGGAACUCCGGCCUGAGUCCCCGAUACAGCCUGCCGUCCUCGGUGGCCUCGACUCCCUCCGGGCCUCCCUCGGACUACGGCGAGGACAUCCCCAUGAUCAGCCUCCCGGAGAAGCAGGGCUUGCAUGCCACCGUCGACGAAGAGGACGAUGAUGAAGACGAAGAGGACGCGACGGGCCCCCGACGCUCCCGCACCUCCGAGGCCCACCGCCUCGUGCGCCAGAUGGCCCGCCGAGAUCCAGGGCUUUUGACUCGGGUCCGUGCCCGUUCGCCCUCGCUGCGGUCGGGCCAGGUCACUCCGAUGGGGGAGGCCGACCCCGACACGUAUGUGGAACCGCCAACGCAUUACCGGGGUGGCAUCCUGUCGUCCCUGCUCAAGCUGUACGAUCAGCCCUCCCACAGCGCCUAUGACCGUGGCCGUCGGAUGCACUCCCGGCAGUCGAGCUCGGGGGAUGUCAGCAGCCGGGGGUUGUCGCCCGACCCGGGCUGGAAACCCCAGCGGCCACGGAAAUGGUAUGACAAGUCUCCCCGCCAGUCCACCGCGUCGCUGGUCUCGACGGCCAAGCAUUCGCCCGUCCCCACGCUCAAACAUUCCCGGAGCAACAGUUCCAUCGGAAGGCGCCUGGGGCGGCCCAAGCUGGAGGAUGAGAUCCGCAUCACCGUCCACAUCGCCGAGAUCCUGUCACGCCAGAAGUACCUUCUGCGCCUCUGCCGGGCCCUGAUCCGAGUCGGUGCCCCGACGCAUCGUCUCGAGGAGUACAUGACCAUGACCGCUCGGGUGCUGGAGAUCGAUAUGCAGUGUCUCUAUAUCCCCGGUUGUAUGAUCGUCUCCUUCGGCGAUGCAUCCACCCACACCACCGAGAUGAACCUGGUCCGGUCCAUCCAGGGCUGUGACCUAGGCAAGAUGGCGGAUGUCCACGAGAUUUACAAGGAGGUCAUCCACGAUGUGAUUGGUGUCGAGGAGGCCAUCCAGCGUUUGGAGGAGGUCAUGAAGCGGAAGAAGCGGUUCAGCACCUGGAUCCAGAUCUUGAUGCAUGGCUUCGCCUGCGCGAUGGUCGGGCCCUUUGCAUUCCAGGCACGACCCAUCGACAUGCCCAUUGCCUUCCUGCUGGGGUGCCUGGUGGGGGCGCUCCAGCUCGUCUUGUCCCCGCGUUCCAACAUCUACUCGAACAUCUUUGAAAUCUCGGCGGCGGUCCUGACCUCCUUCCUGGCCCGGGCAUUCGGCAGCAUCACCUACGGAGGAACACAUCUCUUCUGUUUCUCAUCCCUGGCCCAGUCCUCGAUUGCCCUCAUCCUGCCCGGCUAUACCAUGCUGUGUGCCAGUCUGGAACUCCAGUCACGCAAUAUUGUCGCUGGCUCGGUCCGUCUGGUGUACGCAAUCAUCUAUUCCCUUUUCCUUGGAUUCGGUAUCACCAUCGGGACCGCCCUCUAUGGACUGAUAGACCCCACGGCUACCACUGACUACACCUGCCCCAACGUAAUCCCGAACGAAUAUGUUCGGCAUUUCCCGUUCGUCGUUGCCUUCACCUUCUGUCUGUGCGUCAUCAACCAGGCCAAAUGGAAACAAAUGCCUGCGAUGCUCACCAUCUCCAUGGCGGGAUACGUCGUCAACUAUUUCAGCUCGAAACGCUUCUCCACCUACGCUCAAAUCUCCCUCCCGGGCGCCAUGGGAGCCUUCAUCAUCGGCGUGCUCGGGAACCUCUACAGCCGGUUACGACACGGGGUCGCGGCCGCCGCGAUGCUUCCCGCCAUCUUUGUCCUUGUCCCCUCCGGCCUGGCCGCGAGCGGCUCCCUGGUGGCGGGAAUUGCAUCCGCGGAAGAGCUGACCAAAGACCACAACCCUUAUACCAUCGUCACGAACGGCACCCAAGGCUUCAUGGAUGCCGCGAUGAACAUGACCAAGGAACAACAUUCUACCGUUGUCUUGGAUAUCGGAUACGGUAUGGUCCAGAUCGCUAUAGCGUUCACCGUGGGUCUGUUCCUGGCUGCCAUGGUGGUGUAUCCGUUUGGAAAGAAACGAAGCGGGCUCUUCAGUUUCUAG
Monascus purpureus is the source of this 2571-nucleotide messenger RNA. Lineage: Eukaryota; Fungi; Ascomycota; Eurotiomycetes; Eurotiales; Aspergillaceae. The record is from the annotation of a GenBank genome assembly.